UGCCUCUCUAUUCCCCCACACCUCCGCGUCUUCUUGCCCUCCGGAUUUGCCUUGCCUUGCCUGUGCCUCUUGCUUCCAGCUGGACACCAUGCGGCUCAAUGAGUCAACCCUUGUCGUGGGGCAGCAUGUCUGCCUGGUCCCGUAUCUCCGCGAGCAUGUGGCCACCUAUCACCAGUGGAUGGGCGACCCAGAGCUGCUGGAAGCCACGGCCUCCGAGCGGCAGUCUCUGGAGAGCGAAAUGGAAAACCAACAAAGCUGGCACGCCAAUCCCGAUAUCCUGACUUUCAUCAUCAUUGACAAGGCCCAGAUGCUUGCCACUCCGGUGGCCAAACGCACAGUCACGUCUGGCAUGAUUGGCGAUAUCAAUGCCUUUAUCCAGCCGGAUCGGCGUUUUGAGGCCGAGUUGUCGGUUAUGAUUGCCGAGCCGACCGCCCGGCGGAAGGGCUUUGCCCGCGAUGCGGUCCUCACUUUCCUUCGGUACUGCAUUGAGCAUCUGCGCAUCUCCCACAUUAAGGCCAUUGUCGAUGACAGCAAUCCCGCAUCUUUGCGCUUCUUCGAGAAGCUCCACUUCCGUCGAGCGGCCUACACUCGUGCCUUCCAAUCGUGGACUCUGGAGCGCGUGAUCUCGGAGCGUCUGUGCCACAGUGACGGCACCCCCCUCGAGGCGGGGGAGCCCCCGUCCGAUGGCGAUGCUCCAGAGGAGGAAGAGGAGGACGCCUUUGCCUUCAUCCAAGUAUCAGCCUCCGUCAACGAGGGAGAGGAGGACACUCCCACCGGGCCACCCUGUGGGACGCCCCUUUGCCCGGAGCCCGAGACCUCGGAGGCUAUCGCGGCUUGGCGUGAGGAAGUCCUGCUGGCUGAGACGGCUCGGCACUUCCUCGUGGCGCCGGUAGACCAAUGGAUUCGGGACAAUUGAUUGGCGGAGUAAAAGGGCCCCUGCGCAGGGGCACCUCAACGAGGAGCUUCGCCCUGUUCGCCUUUUCACAUGCCCCCUUUUUGCACCCAACUCUGGCUGUACCCCCAUUCGCCCUCUCCGGGCGAUGCUUAAAUAGAGCACCAAAAAGAGGGCAAGAGAGAA
Fonticula alba is the source of this 1078-nucleotide messenger RNA. RefSeq lists its product as hypothetical. The record is from RefSeq and is a predicted model, not a curated record. NCBI's taxonomy places the organism in Eukaryota, Rotosphaerida, Fonticulaceae. The transcript is spliced from 3 exons. Gene Ontology annotation, biological process: protein acetylation. Bases 89 to 916 code for a protein of 275 amino acids. Gene Ontology annotation, molecular function: N-acetyltransferase activity.